Molecule: messenger RNA, 709 nt
Organism: Myotis brandtii (Brandt's bat)
Lineage: Eukaryota; Metazoa; Chordata; Mammalia; Chiroptera; Vespertilionidae
Product: leukocyte immunoglobulin-like receptor subfamily A member 6
Exons: 4
Coding region: 1-675 (224 amino acids)
Biological process (GO): cytokine-mediated signaling pathway
Molecular function (GO): inhibitory MHC class I receptor activity
Source: RefSeq, a predicted model, not a curated record
AUGGGAGCGGGGAGGGGAUCCUUGGGCCUCAGGACCCCAGUGCAGGCAGGGCUCCUCCCAAAGCCCACCCUCUGGGCUGAGCCCGGCCCUGUGAUGCCCUGGGGGAGCCCUGUGACCAUCUGGUGUCAGGGAACCCCAGGGGCUGAGGAGUACCAUCUGGAGAAAGAGGGAAGCCAAGCACCAUGGAAAAUACAGAAGCAAUGGGAGCCUGGGGAAAAGGCCAAGUUCUCCAUCACUUACAUGACAGAUGGUGAUGUAGGGAGGUAUCGCUGUCACUAUCACAGCCCCACUAACUUGUCAGAGCCCAGCGACAUCCUGGAGCUGGUGGUGACAGGAUUUUACAGCAAACCCAGCCUCUCAGCCCUGCCCAGCCCUGUCGUGACCUCAGGGGGGAAUGUAACCCUCCAGUGUGGCUCAUGGGAGGAAUUUGACAGGUUCAUUCUGACUAAGGAAGGAGAUCACAGGCUCUCCUGGACUCUGGACUCACAGCCACAGUCCAGUGGGCCGUCCCAGGCCCUGUUCCCUGUGGGCCCUGUGACCCUCAGCCACAGGUGGACAUUCAGAUGCUAUGGCUGUUACAGGAACAGCUCCCAGGUGUGGUCAUACCCCAGUGACCCCCUGGAGCUCCUGGUCCCAGGUGAGUCCCAUUAUUGUCCCAUCCAUGGAUUGAGGUAAUUAUUGGCACCAGAUACAUUAUUGGCAUCUUUGU